UGUUUCGUUCUACAAGCAUGCCAGAGGUCGUAACUGUAGCUGAAGAGAACAGAGAACAGCCAACGUCUAAGCCGUUGGUGGGAAUCAUCUAUCCUCCUCCAGAAGUUAGAAAUAUUGUUGACAAGACAGCUAACUUUGUUGCUCGUAAUGGCGUCGAGUUUGAAAUACGCAUCAAGCAGAAUGAGCAGGGAAAUCCAAAGUUCAAUUUUUUGAAUGCUGAGGACCCAUACCACGCAUACUAUCAACACAAGAUGAAAGAAUUCAAGGAAGGUAAAGGGCAAGAAACAACACCGGGUGUACAGAAGGUUGCAAAGCCAGUUCAGCAGCAGAAAGUGAUUGAAGAGAUCCCAGUGCCUACCGAGCCACCUUUAGAAUGGGAAUUCAGUGCAGAGCCUCCUUCAAUUUCAGCAUUUGACUUGGAUUUGGUGAAAUUAACUGCACAGUUUGUAGCUCGUAAUGGAAGACAGUUUCUUACAACGUUGAUGAGUAAAGAACAGUACAAUGCCCAGUUUGACUUUCUGCGACCACAGCAUCAUCUUUUUCAAUACUUCACAAAGCUUGUUGAGCAGUAUACCAAAAUUCUUAUUCCGGCAAAAGACUUGCUCGACAGAUUAAGGAAAGAAUCUCAGUCUCCAGGAGGGCUACUUGACCAUGUUAAUAAUCGUUACUACUGGGCUCGCCACCAAGAGAGACAAAAGAAGAAGCUAGAGGAAGAGGCAGAGAAGGAAAGAGUUGCGUUUGCUCAAGUUGAUUGGCAUGAUUUUGUGUUGGUGGAAACAGUUGACUUUCCUGAGUCUGACCCAGCUCUGAGUUAUCCUCCUCCUGUCACGUUGGAGCAACUGGGCAGUCGAAUUCUUGCACAGCAGAGAUAUGAUCAGCUGCAAGAAGAGCGUCGAGCUAUGGCAGAUGACACGGCUAUGGAUAUCGAUGAGGAUGAUGACGACGACAUGACAAUGGGAGAUACGUCUACAAGAGAGAGAAAGAAUGAUGCACCUCCCCUACCAUCGACUCCUGCUCCACCUGCUCAUCCUCCUUUACCUUCUAUGCCACCACCACCUGCACCACCUGGCACUCAACCAAAGGCACCAGGAGUACAAACAAACACACCUAUCAGAAAGGACUAUGAUCCAAAAGCUCCAAAGGUGCGUCCACAUGCUCCCAAAGGUCCCACAACAGAUGAGUACAUGGUUUCUCCAAUUACUGGUGAAAGAAUCAGAGCUGACAAGUUUGAAGAGCAUAUGAGAUAUGGUUUGUUGGAUCCACGCUGGAGAGAACAAAAGAAUAAGGAAAUUGAAGAGAAAAGGGAGCAGGAAGAAGUAUUUGCAGCUGGAACGUCUGUUAGCUCAAGUCUUAAGCAUCUUGCUGAAAGACGAACUGAUAUUUUUGGUCAGGAAGAGACAUAUAUCGGAAAGAAGGUAGGAGAGGAAGAAGAAAAGAAACAGAAUCAAGAAGCAUGGGAUGUACGGCCAAGUCCCGAUCACACUUCAACAGGAAUGGGUUCUUCAGUGGGACUAAUCCAGCUACCACCAAGACCACCAGCACCACCUACAUCGAUACCCUUUACACCUCCAAUGCCACCCCUUCAAAUGCAUCCUCCUCGUUUGUCAUUUCAACCUCCACUUCCUCCUCCACCUCCUGUUUCUGUACUUCAGCCACGAAUACCAAUUGGCAUGGGUAUUCCUCCACCACCACCUUCUAUAGAAGAGUCAGCUGCUAAAAGACCGAGGGUAGAACAGGGUGAAGGAAACUUCAUUCCCGAGCAGCAAUUUAUUUUAUCUCAUCCAGGUCCUGUCACUAUCAAGGUGCAAGUGGCUAAGGUUUCUGAUAAACCAGAAUGGAAUCUGAAUGGACAGAUUUUGUCACUUGCUUUUCCCAUCACAGAUCAGGUAUCUACUAUUAAAUCAAAGCUCAGUGAUAUGCUUGGAAUUCCUCCAGGAAAACAGAAACUGCAAAUGGCGAACAUUUUUAUAAAGGAUUCAAACUCCUUGGCAUAUUACAACAUGACAUCUCAAACCAUUGUUCAGCUGGGUCUCAAGGAACGUGGUGGAAGAAAGAAAUGACAGUAACCAGUUCGUGUAUACCUGCAGGCUGCUUUACUAAAUAGAUAACUUUGAUGAUG
Messenger RNA from Corticium candelabrum, 2119 nucleotides. RefSeq names its product splicing factor 3A subunit 1-like. Lineage: Eukaryota; Metazoa; Porifera; Homoscleromorpha; Homosclerophorida; Plakinidae. The record is from RefSeq and is a predicted model, not a curated record. Gene Ontology annotation, biological process: regulation of alternative mRNA splicing, via spliceosome; mRNA cis splicing, via spliceosome. Gene Ontology annotation, molecular function: protein binding; RNA binding. Gene Ontology annotation, cellular component: U2 snRNP; catalytic step 2 spliceosome; U2-type prespliceosome. The transcript is spliced from 20 exons. The coding region runs from base 18 to 2060 and encodes 680 amino acids.